Molecule: messenger RNA, 1337 nt
Organism: Morus notabilis
Lineage: Eukaryota; Viridiplantae; Streptophyta; Magnoliopsida; Rosales; Moraceae
Product: protein IRX15-LIKE
Exons: 1
Coding region: 131-1138 (335 amino acids)
Biological process (GO): xylan biosynthetic process
Source: RefSeq, a predicted model, not a curated record
AGAAAAAGAGAAGCAUCCACGUAGGUACGACCCAACUUCCAAAGCUGCCAUCUUUAACAAUUCAAUUUCAUAUACUCUCACCCAUCUCUAGACUCUCCCUCUCUCUCUAAAUCAAGAAAGAGGGAGAAGAAUGAAGAGCAACACGAACACAAAGCUCAUAUUCUUUCAUCCCUCAAUCCACACCAAGCAAAACAACAACAAUGGAGUUUCUCUCUCCUCCCACCGCCUCUGGUUCAUCUUCUUCCUCAGCUUCUUCACCUUAGCCUUCACUCUAACCCUCAUCAACUCCACCCUCCCAACCCACCACCUCCACUCCUCCGCCGCCGCCGCCGCCGCCUUUUCCUCCUCAGCCCCGCUUCCUCCCUCCGUCGCCGACGCUCUCCUCCACUAUGCCUCACUCGCCAACUCCUCCGCCGCCGGUGCCGCCUCCGGCGGCCACAUGUCCUCCGCCGAGGUCGAAUCCAUCGCCGCCGCGCUCCGCCACUGCUCGCCGGCGUGUAACUUCCUCAUCUUCGGCCUCACGCACGAGUCGCUCCUCUGGCAAGCGCUGAACCACAACGGUUGCUCCGUUUUCCUCGACGAGAGCGAGUUUCUCGUCUCCAGAUUCGAGCAGUCGCAUCCCGGAAUCGAGGCCUACGACGUACAGUACACCACGAAGGUGAAGGACUUCCCGGAGCUUCUGUCUGCGGCGAAAUCUCAGGUGAAGGACGAGUGCCGGCCGGUUCAGAACCUCCUGUUCUCCGAUUGCAAGCUAGGGAUUAACGAUUUGCCGAAUCACAUUUACCAGGUCCCUUGGGAUGUGAUUCUGGUCGACGGACCCAGGGGCUACUUCCCGGCGGCGCCGGGGAGGAUGUCGGCGAUCUUCACGGCGGGGGUGCUGUCGCGUAGCAAGAAAGGCGGCGGCGUCUCGAAGACUCACGUUUUCGUUCAUGAUUUUGGGAGAGAAGUUGAGAGGAUUUUCAGCGAUGAGUUUCUCUGCCCAGAGAAUUUGGUGGAAACUGUGGAUUCUUUGGGGCACUUUCUCUUGGAAACCAUGGAGAUUCAGAGAUUUCAGUUCUGUGCGAACUCGACGGCGUCGUUUUCUAAUUCUCCGUCGUCGUCGGGGAAUGAGGACGACGACGAUGUUGACGUCGUUUGAUAGUUGAAAGACGGCAAUUGUAAUUAUGUUUUUUGUAAUUUCACAUAGUUUCUUUUCUUCUUUUUUUCCCCUUAAUAUCGUAAAUUGGUGUAUAAGUUUGAACGAGACGUGGAAAGUGUUUUUUCCAAAUUACGACAUUUGGAGAACUUUUUUCAUUUAAACUCGAUUUGUCUGUUUGGUUAGCGAGAAAUGGUGGGAA